This is a messenger RNA of Lontra canadensis (Northern American river otter), 1625 nucleotides long. It is a transcript of the gene OTC, whose product is annotated as ornithine carbamoyltransferase. Gene Ontology annotation, molecular function: amino acid binding; ornithine carbamoyltransferase activity. Gene Ontology annotation, cellular component: mitochondrion. The record is from RefSeq and is a predicted model, not a curated record. Gene Ontology annotation, biological process: L-citrulline biosynthetic process. NCBI's taxonomy places the organism in Eukaryota, Metazoa, Chordata, Mammalia, Carnivora, Mustelidae. The coding region runs from base 163 to 1227 and encodes 354 amino acids. The transcript is spliced from 10 exons.
UAUCUCUAACUAGGGGAAUUUGAUAAGGUAGUUGAAGGGUGAUAGUACCUUUGCUCUCUCACUGCAAUUGAAAUCAUUCUUAGCUUUUAGGUGGACCCCACUGUCUACCUUAGUGAGGCAUUUUCAAGAGCAUAGACUCAUCUUUUUCAUUAUCAAAAGAAGAUGCUGCUUAAUUUGAGGAUCCUGUUGAACAAUGCAGCUCUUAGAAAUGGUCACAGUUUCGUGGUUCGAAAUUUUCGAUGUGGACAACCACUACAAAAUAAAGUACAGCUGAAGGGUCGUGACCUCCUCACUCUAAAGAACUUUACAGGAGAAGAAAUUAAGUAUAUGUUAUGGCUAUCGGCAGAUCUCAAAUUUAGGAUAAAACAGAAAGGAGAGUAUUUGCCCUUAUUACAAGGGAAGUCCUUAGGCAUGAUUUUUGAAAAAAGAAGUACUCGAACAAGACUUUCCACAGAAACAGGUUUUGCACUUCUGGGAGGACACCCUUGUUUUCUUACCACACAAGACAUUCAUCUGGGUGUGAAUGAAAGUCUCACGGACACAGCCCGUGUGUUGUCUAGCAUGACAGAUGCAGUGCUGGCUCGAGUGUACAAACAAUCAGAUCUAGAUAUUCUGGCUAAAGAAGCAUCCAUUCCAAUCAUCAAUGGGCUGUCAGAUUUGUACCAUCCUAUCCAGAUCCUGGCUGAUUACCUCACGCUCCAGGAACACUAUGGCGCUCUGAAAGGCCUUACCCUCAGCUGGAUUGGGGAUGGGAACAACAUUCUGCAUUCCAUCAUGAUGAGUGCUGCAAAAUUCGGGAUGCACCUUCAGGCAGCUACUCCAAAGGGUUAUGAGCCAGAUCCCAGUGUGACCAAGGUGGCAGAGCAGUAUGCCAAGGAGAAUGGCACCAAGCUGUCACUGACAAAUGAUCCAUUGGAAGCGGCUCGUGGAGGCAAUGUGUUAAUUACAGACACGUGGAUAAGCAUGGGACAAGAAGAGGAGAAGAAAAAGCGGCUCCAGGCUUUCCAAGGUUACCAGGUUACAAUGAAGACUGCUAAAGUUGCUGCCUCUGACUGGACGUUUUUACACUGCUUGCCCAGAAAGCCAGAAGAAGUGGAUGAUGAAGUGUUUUAUUCUCCACGAUCACUAGUAUUCCCAGAGGCUGAAAACAGGAAGUGGACAAUCAUGGCUGUCAUGGUGUCCCUGCUGACAGAUUAUUCACCUCAGCUUCAGAAACCAAAGUUUUGACGCAGUGAUGUUUGUCAAGAGAGAAACAGUGUUCUUCAGUAACUGAAUAAGUCAACUUAUGGAGGAAGGAGAAGAGAAUCUAAGAAAUAAACAAAUCUUGACACACAGUAUAGGUGAAUGAUGUGAUAUUGCUUUACCAUUGUGAAACCUUCCUGAAGGCCUUAAUUUAAGCGCCGAUGCACUACAAUACAUGGCUUGACUUGGUUUAAACUCUCUAGUGCACAAUUUCGAGUUAAAUUUGGGUAUCAUAUUAAUAGUCGUGUACACUUGCUUCAACUAAACAUAAAAUACUGUGUUCAUAAUGCAUAAUGUCUAAGCCAUUAAAUGUAAUCUAUGCUUAUUAUCUUAAUAAAUUAUCACUCGUGCUAAUUUGUAAGUAAACAUUUACCAGGCAGUCA